AACCAUGGAAAUUGCAAUUUGCAAACAUGGCGCUCGCGCUCUCGUCGGCAUGUCCUCCUCCUCCACUCCGCAGCAGUCGUCGUGGCGGUUUUCGAACAAGCUGCUCGAUCUUCGCGAAUCCAGCACAGCGAGCCAAGCGGAAGCUGCUUGAGCUGAUCUCCGAGGAGGAUCGAGGUGUGAGAACCCAGAAAGACGCCACGAAGCGAGAUGCAAUCGUGGAUGCCAUCGAAUCCAUGGCGGUUAUCGGACGCAGCUCCAUCACCACGGGAGAAUCUCUAUCUUCCACUUGGCGGCUCCUGUGGACGACGGAGAAGGAACAGCUAUUCAUCAUAGAAAAGGCGGGCUUGUUUGGGACGACCGCCGGAGACGUUUUGCAGGUGAUCGAUGUGAAUAAACGGAUCCUCAAUAACGUCAUCACUUUCCCGCCGGACGGAGUUUUCUUCGUACGCUCUGAUAUCGAGAUCGCUUCCCCGCAGAGAGUCAAUUUCAGAUUCAAUAGUGCGGUGUUGAGAGCGAAGAACUGGGAGAUCCCACUGCCACCAUUUGGGAAGGGCUGGUUUGAGAAUGUGUAUAUGGACGCUGAGAUCAGAGUGGCCAAGGACAUCAGAGGAGACUACUUAAUUGUUGAUCGUGCUCCUUAUAACUGGACUGAAUGAUUUGUAAUUUGUGAUGCUUCUUGUAUAAUACACCAUUUCCUUCUCUCAACCCCUUUACCAUUGUGCCUCAAAUAGAUGAUGCAGGAAUAUAGGGAGGAGGAAGAGGAAUAUAAGGAUCAUUCAAAGUGUGA
Molecule: messenger RNA, 787 nt
Organism: Arabidopsis lyrata subsp. lyrata
Lineage: Eukaryota; Viridiplantae; Streptophyta; Magnoliopsida; Brassicales; Brassicaceae
Product: probable plastid-lipid-associated protein 11
Exons: 3
Coding region: 27-656 (209 amino acids)
Source: RefSeq, a predicted model, not a curated record